AUGGACCACAUAAAGAAAUGGUCUCGCAAGCUCAAGGGCCCGCAGGAUAACCCUAUAAACCCAGCCUACAACUUCCCCCCCGCCCCGCACCCCUCUGAGUGCUCUCCCGAUAAUGGGAGUAGCUACGGCCCACCCCCUUCUGAACAACAAGAGCAGCUAUGGCCCACCCCCACCAACACCAACACCUACGCCGCUCCCUCCUUCCCCGCCAGCAGCAGCAGCACAUAUCCACACGAUAGCGAAGUCAAUGACGGCGCCCCGCCCGCCUACACCCCUUGCCCGACCAGCACCUACACGGACGACUACAAACCUCCCGCCUUCCCCCCGCCUUCCUCUACCACCAUCGAGGACCUCCCCCCGCCACCAAGCAUCUCCCACGAAAUCUCGCCCGCCUUCAACUCCACACGCGCCCUCUCUGACGCCGGCCACCGCUUCACAACCCUCAACCCCCUCUUCCCGCCGGAGCGGUUCCCAUACGCACUCCUCUCCUCCAUCCCUACGCACCCGGCUCCGCUCUCCCUCGGCCCGCCGCCCCGCCACUUCCGCGGCUCCAUCAGCGCCGUCAAUGGCGGCGUGUUAGUCGAGGCGAACGGCACAGAGGACGCAUGCCUCACCAGUGCGGCCCCGCUGUUUGCCGCCGGCUACCACCACCCGGCGAAUACGCGCCGUGGAAGGGUGUUUGGGUAUGAGGUUAUGGUGCUGGGGCUGCCCAGCGAGGCGGCGUUGGUGGCAGUGGGCUUUGCGGCGAAGCCGUAUCCGGCGUUUAGGCUGCCGGGGUGGCAUAGAGGGAGCUUGGGCGUGCAUUCGGAUGAUGGGCGCAGGUACUGUAAUGAUGAUCAUGGAGGUAAGGAUUUCGGACCGCCGUUUAGGGCGGGGGAGAGGAUUGGGAUCUCUAUGAGGUUCCCGAUAGAUACGGGUGGUAGGGGGAUCGAGAUCUUUGUGACACGCGAUGGGAAGCCGGCGGGGGGUUGGAGGUUGUAUGAGGAGAUGGAUUCGCAGAGGGGGAAGGACCCCACUGAGGGUCUCGAUGGAAGUAGGGAUAUAUAUGCGGCGAUUGGCGUCUGGGGGAGCGGCUUGAGGGUCGUAGUGGACAAUUUUUAUAGUAGGGAGGAGUAG
This is a messenger RNA of Morchella importuna, 1116 nucleotides long. RefSeq lists its product as uncharacterized. Gene Ontology annotation, molecular function: protein binding. The record is from RefSeq and is a predicted model, not a curated record. NCBI's taxonomy places the organism in Eukaryota, Fungi, Ascomycota, Pezizomycetes, Pezizales, Morchellaceae. The transcript has 3 exons. The coding region runs from base 1 to 1116 and encodes 371 amino acids.